GCGCUUUACACUUGCUACAGGGUCUAGGUGGAAGAGUAACGCCAAUCUGCCUGGAAUAUAUCCCAUUAUUUCAGCCAUCAAGUCUGUUGCUAAAUUAAAUAAAAACAGGGGGAAAAUAAGCCAUUUUUAUUAUUUUUUUCCUCAAAGUGACAACUAAUUGGCUCCCAUAGAAAAACAGCAAAGAUGAGGAGUUAUCAGUUCCUAUUAUGUAUCUCUCUUCUUCUCUGUGGGAUGGUGGCUGAAAGCUUUAGCUUUGCCCUAUUGCCUAAAGAUAAAAGGGGAUGGACAUUAAACAGCGCUGGAUACUUACUUGGACCACAUGCUCAUCGGACUCUGACUGAUAAAGGAAAUAUAGCUGGGAAAAGGGAGGCAGUGGAAGACAUAUUUAAGUCUGGAAAAGAUACAUAUGGAAUCCAGCUCCAUUCUUUGGAUGACAACACAGUUACAACCAUCCUUGAAUUCUUGUCAUAUCUGCGCCUCAAAGAACUCGGAGCCCUGGAUCACUUGGCAUUGCUUAUUGCUGAAGAUACAUCACAGCCCUAGUUGCAGUCACCAUUCUCUAUACUUUCCGGCUGUGAUCUCAGUUCUUCUGCUCAGUAUUCGAUUUAUACAUAAGAAAUUACAUAUUAAAAGAAUCCAAAGAACAUGAACCUUGUACAGUGUAGGAAAUACCAACUUUUUUGUUGCCAUAACAUUUUAUACAUUUGAAUCUGAGGCAUUUCAUAAGACUCGUACGGUCAAUGUCAGUCGAGUUUUUACAAUCAUAUCCUCUGUUGUGUAUGUUCUAGAGCUGCAGUUCUACAGCUGUCGUCCUCAAUUAUCAUACCAGGAUUUAAAGAAAGAUCCCAGAUAAUUUUACGUUGCUGAUGAGUAAUACUAUUGUUUAACUUUAAUUUGCAAAUAUGUACUGUUUUUAAAUAAUCUUCAGAUGAUUUCUCAGAACAAAGCCCUGAUGGGUGUUGAAGCCAGUCUUUCUGUUGGAGAAUCACAACAUUAUCCCAUUUUACAAACACAUUCAAUCUACCUAACGGCAGUUUCCCAUAAUUCCGAACCUCAAGUUCAAUUCUAUUCGUUUUUAAUUCAGCCUUACGUCUGAGCAGGUACUUAAUGUUUAUGGUAUCUUACCUUUAACCCUUUAGUAUAUAUACAUCCUGCCGUAUCUCUAGAUAUUCCAGCAGUUUGUGUCUAUACCCAUACAACUGGAUUGCCCAGUGACCAUAGGUCCAAUAGUGAAUGCGAUGAAUGUGACACUGUUAGAUAUGAGGGUUAAUGUUGGGCAUCUUGGAAAGAUUCUCAGGAGUGUUCUGUAUUAAUAACAAGCAUCGCUACACUCAUCCCUUAAUAAACCUCUAUUUCCUGCAA
Molecule: messenger RNA, 1362 nt
Organism: Xenopus tropicalis (tropical clawed frog)
Lineage: Eukaryota; Metazoa; Chordata; Amphibia; Anura; Pipidae
Gene: gal.2
Product: galanin prepropeptide, gene 2
Exons: 6
Coding region: 184-543 (119 amino acids)
Biological process (GO): signal transduction
Cellular component (GO): extracellular region
Molecular function (GO): hormone activity
Source: RefSeq, a predicted model, not a curated record